AUGAUCCCGCGACAACCGCCACCAGCAGGCCCUCUGGGCACAGACUUUGACUACUCCGUCGCCGGUGUUGCCGGUGUACUGGUCGCUCUGGGCGCUCCCUGGCCCAUGGGCCAGAUUGCCGAGGUGUUGUCCGACAAGCAGCUUGGACUGGCCUUCUUCACCAUGUUUCUGCACGUUAUGUACGUCGGAGGACUGGUGACGGAGGCGUGUUUCCCGGCCAACUUUGUGACCACGGCCAUAAAGAUCCCCAAGCCCAUUUUUCUCGCCACCAAGGUGGUCUACAUUGCGUUUGCAUCGUGGGAGUUUUCUGGCCAUGGCGACAUGUCUCUCUACCUGGUGGGCAUUCUGCUGGCUACUCUGGUGUUGACCGAGUUGGGAGCAGCUCUGAAGGCUAACAAACAUACUGCCCAGGACAAGAAAACGCAGUAG
Molecule: messenger RNA, 429 nt
Organism: Yarrowia lipolytica CLIB122
Lineage: Eukaryota; Fungi; Ascomycota; Dipodascomycetes; Dipodascales
Source: RefSeq, a predicted model, not a curated record